CAGUAUGGACAGUGAAGUCCCUCCCCAGUGCUGAAAAAAAUAUUUGACGUCCACCUUUUUGCACCCCUCUCUCUUCCCUUAUAAGUAACGAACAGUCCCUAAAGGAUCUGAACACUGUUAGCUGUGUCCAAGCAUGGGUGGAUGCUAUGGUUUGAACUUCCUCUGACAGCUACCAGCUAGCCAGGUGCCAAAAAGUCACAAUAUAUGACGAACCAUUGCUGAAUUAAGAUACAACAGUCAGAUAAUAACAGGAGCAUUUCUUUGUCUUAAAGCAGUGGAGUUAUAUUAGUGUACCAGUGUUGCUUUGGUCCACAGGGGGCCGGCCUGUGACCAGUCAGCUCUCUGUCACCGCCCCUUCCUCUAGCAGCCGCUUUUCAAAAUCCGCUAGCAGCCUGAGGAGGAUGAGACACAGCCGAGGACACAAAGCGACCACCAACCUCUCCGAUGCUGUGUGGACAUAACAGAACAAGGAGCCCCAUCAAACAACACACUGUAUCUCCAAGCUAACAGCUCAGCUAACGUCUCUGUGUGGAUAACAUCAUUCACACCUGAGGAGGAGCCGCCACGAGACACCCGGAGAAAUGUUGUAAAACUUUAUUUUAUACCCGCGUUUUAACGGUAACCUCCAAAAUUCAGCCGGACAAGGAGCCAACUGUCGUCCGAGUUCAGACACUUUGGGCAGGGUGCUGUCCUGUGGGAUGGAUGACACCCAAGAGCAGGACCACUACGAGGAGCGCCUAAAAGAAGUUUUUAACAGCUUUGAUGCCAGCAGCUGUGGCUCACUGUGCCUGGAGGAACUCUCCGACCUCUGCCAGUCCCUGCACCUGGACGAUGCCACGCCAGCUCUUCUCCAAACACUACUGCAGAGCCAGGACCGCCUCACUGCCAGGGUUGACUUCGACCAGUUCAAGAAUGCACUGAUUCUGGUGUUGUCAUCAACUAUUGAGGCGCCACAAGCAGAACAGGAGACCUUGUCAAAACCAGAAUCUCCUGAGAUCGAACCAAAGUUUGUGAAGGGCAGUAAACGUUACGGCCGCCGCUCCACGCCAGAGUUCAUCGAGCCUAUUUCAGACUUCUCUGAGGUUACAAAUGCAAACCCGGCUGAGGAGGAGGAUGAUCCUGAGGACAACUAUGACUCAGCGGUUCCCCGGAAGCGUGAGCGCUGGAAUGCUCACGAAACAAGCACAGAGGAGUACGAGGCAGAAGGUCAGAUGCAUCUCUGGAACCCCGAUGAACCAAGCACACCUCGGGGAUCCAUCGUUCCUCUGCCGACCUGUGUAGAGGAGAGACUGCGUGAAGCUUGUGACGAGCUGCACAUAUCAUGGGACGGGUGUGCCGGUCACACCGAACUGCUCGCUCUUUGUGAACACCUGGGCCUGGAGAUAAAUGCGGAUAUACUCCAGAGUCUAACCAGCGAUGGCAUAAUGAGUGUUCAGGAGUUUGUUUCCAGGGUUGUAAACCACAACAAACCCCCCACACCAUCCGCUUCCACGCCCUACAGACAACUGAAGCGACACCUUUCCACUCAGCCCUUUGAUGAAGGAGGCAGGAGGAUAGCAACCCCCUCUGCCCUGACCAGCACCAUCGGCAUGCGUCUCUUCUCCAACCUCGACGAUGGUACCGGUUUCACUCCAGUUGAAUACCUCCUGGAUGCCUGGAUAGAUGAGGGAAUAGAAAACAGCACUGAGAUCCUGCAGGCUUUGAAUUUUAACCUCGAUGGAAAACUGAGUCUGAGCGAUCUCACCCUGGCACUUGAGAAUGAGCUCCUCGUUACUAAGAAUGGGAUCCACCAAGCGGCACUUGCAAGCUUCAAAGCUGAGAUCAGAUAUCUCCUAGAGCGCGUGGACAGAGAAUUAAGGGAGAAAGAGAAGAUACGAUCUGACCUGGAGAAAGCAGAGAAACUGAAAACUCAGCUCGCCACUGAGGUGGAUGAGCGUCACUCUGCGAUCGAGCAGAUGAAUAACCUCAAUCUCAGGAAGCUUGAACAGGAGCACAAAGAGAAGCUCGCAGCAGCACGAUCAGAGCUGAUGAAGGAGAUGGACCAGAUGCAGCAGCAGGCCGACGCACAGCGCAAGGAACUGGAGGCAGAGGUGGAGAAGAUCAAAGAGGAUGAAUCUUUUCUCAGGGACCACCUCUCCAUCUCUGUGAAGGAAAACAGACGCCUUGAAAUGGAGCUGCUGGACGCCACAGAAAAACUAGUGGAGGCACAGAGCCAAAAUACAAAACUCCAGACAAGUUUGGACAACGUUAUGAAAGAACGGUUUGGGGACUUGGACCCCAGCAGUGCAGACUUUCUUCUCCAGGAGGAACGCAUCAAGGACCUACGCAGUGGCUACGAAGCUCAGUACAGGGAGCUGCAGGAUCGUAUUGAUGAGCUGCAGUCAGAGUUGCAGGAGUUUCAUAGUCUCGGAAGAGUUCAUCAACCCUGCCACAAACCUCUCUCCGAAGAGCUGGAGAGUAAAAGCCCCGGCAUGGAGUCUGAUCCAGGUAUCGGUUCAGAUGAGGUUCAGCCCUUCAGCAUGAGCCUUGAGGCAGAGAUGAUGUUAGAGCAGCUGAAGGAGCAGCACCUUCAGGAAAUGGAGGAUCUGCGAAACCAGCUGGAAAGCAAGAUCAAUGAAUUUGAUAAGAUGGUGGGAAAGCAGAGGGCGACUCAUGAGGACCAGAAGGCUGCCUUAACCCUCCAGUACCAGCAGGAGGUCCAGGCUCUGAGGGAGGAGAUGGACAGCAUUCAGAGUCACAAACAGGAGCUCCAGAGCCAGCUGGAACAGGCCGAGCUUGAGCGGACUUCUCUGGAGCAGAAGCAGGCCGAGGAGAGGGCAGAGCUGGAGAAUCUGCAAGAGGAGGAAGUGGGAACUCUGAGACAACAACUGCUAGAGGCCCACACCUACACUGCAGACCUGGAGGAGCAGCUGAAGACACUUGAAGCCCAGCAGACCGAGCUGGAUGGCAACCUCGCCAAUGAGAUAGAUGAGCUGAGGAAACAACAUGCUGCUGAGUUGAAUAAACUGGACGAAGAGCAUGAGGAGCUUCUUGAAGCCAGACUGGACGAGGAGAGAAAGAAACUGCAGGAAGAAAAGGCUGAGUUUGAGAAGAGAUUGUUAGAUGAUAGCAAGAGGGAGAAGGAGCUGUUGCAGCAAAGCCAUGAGGAUGAACUGAAGGCCAGACUAGAGGAGGCAAAGGUUAGGUUUGAGGAGGAGCGUGAUGAGAUUGUGCAGAGGCUGACAGAGCAGUGGCAGACAGAGAGGGCUCAGCUGGAUGAACAGAAUAAUGAGUCCCUGCAGGUGGUGCUGGAGGAAGAGAUGUUGAGACUUGUCAGGGAGCAAGAGGAGAAGGAGGCCAAGCUCAGGGAGCAGUGGGAGAGCGAACGAACCCAGCUUCAGGAGCGUCAGGAGGAGGCUCUGCUCGAUAGAGUGCUUCAAGAGAGGUUGCAGGUACAGGAGAUGUUUGAGCAGAGGGAGAAAAAGCUGAAGGAGGAGUGGGAGAGGGAGAGACUGCAGCUGGAGGAGGAUUACGAAGGGAUGGUACAGGACAGGCUGAAUGAAGAGAGGCAGAAGCUUGAGACUGAGAGAGAGGAGGACGAGAAGAGACUAGAACACUUACUGGCAGAGGAGAGGGCUCGUCUAGAGGAAAGCCACCGAGAGGCCCUGAAGGAGCUGACUGACAAACACAGUGAAGAGAGGGAGGCUCUCAGCACCAUGUUGGGCAAACUACAGGAUGACAUCGCUCAAGAGAGAUCUGAGGCGAGUCGUCUUGCUGAAGAAAACGUCAUCCUCAAGCAGAAGAUUGCAGCGUUGAAGGAAGAGGACAUGAAAGUACUUCAGGAAGAGCUGGUGCAAACAAUGGAGCAGUUGCAGAAAGGGAACCUUGCAGCUCAAAAGGAAGCAGAGAACUUCGAGAAACAGAUUUCAGAGCUGCGUUUGCAGAGCCAAUCACUGGAGGACGAGAACGGGCUGCUGUCAGAGAAAAAUACCCAAAAUAUUUCUGAUAUGGAGAAUCUACGCCAGCAGCUGGCAGAGCUGAUAAAUGAAAACGAGAGGAGGGAGGUGUUCACUGCUGAGGAGAAAAACAAGCUGGCAGCUUGUGUGUCGGCUCUGGAGGCAGAGCUGACCAAAGCUCUGGAGGACACUGCACAGCUGGAGCAGAGGAAUACCCAGCUGUCACAGCAGCUCUCUGACCUCAGAGAGAAGGCGGUUAAAGUAGACUUAAUGGAGAGUCAGCUCAGCCACCUGGUGGAGGAGCGGAGAAGCGCGGAUAAGGAGACCCAGGGCCUCUGCAACCAGUUACCCAAAGCUCAAGAGAAGGUCAAGACAGUGGAUGAAACUCUUCAGGCUGUGAGCAAUCAAAGCGCUCGUCUUAAGUCAGACCUUCGAGUUUUGCAGCAGGAGAGGGAUUCCCUCAAACAGGAAGUUGCAGUGCUUCACAAACAGCUGCAAAAUGUCAGCGAAAAGAACCACAUUUUGGAGAAGACCUUGCGCUCGAGUGGCGUCCACAGUCCGAGCAAGAAGCUGUACAGAGACGAGAUGUCUCGGCUGGCGGACCAGGAGCGGCAGCUGCUGAGGCAGGAGAACGACAGGCUUCAGGCUGAAGUGCGUAAUGUCAAAGGAGACCUGGUGCAGUCCAAAGAAAAGGUCCGCCAGCUGGAUGCCACCAUCGUGUCCCUGAAGCAGCACAAACAGCAGAGUCAGUCCUCGCUGGUGAAGGCCUUGGAGCAGGAGAACGCCUCUCUGAGGCAGGAGCUCGAGGCACAAAAGGAGCUCACCAAGGGCUGUGAAUCAGGACAAGGACACACAGAGCCAGAGAGCCUUCAACAAGAAAAUGAUGCACUCAAGGCCCAAAUGGCUCAACUGUCUACACAGCUGCUAGAGGCAUUUCAGGCUCAGCUGGUCGGACUUCUGCCUCCAUCACCUCACAGGAUGCCCAGGGGACAGCAUCGUGGUGAAGAUCCGGACAACAUGCAGGAUGACAGGGAGAGGAAGAUGAGGAAUAUGGAGGAGCGUAUGAGGGAAAUUGAGCUGUCGCUGCAUAACGUCAAGCUGCUGCUCAAAGAGAAGGUUGCUCAGCUCAAAGACCAGUUGCACAAGAAUGGCAAAGCAGACGUGUUGAUCAAAGACCUGUACGAGGAGAACACGCAGCUGCUGAGAGCUCUGGAGAAGACUGAGCAGCGGCACAAGAUUGCCGAGAAGAAGAACUACCUGCUGGAGGAGAAGAUCUCCAGCCUGAACAAGAUAGUGCGAGACCUGAACCCCUCGCCCCUCCUCUCACUGCCUUACCACUACAAAUGCACAUAACCUACAGGAGGAGCUUGGGAUGUGAACAGCACUUGCCAUGCCAAAUGGAAGUGUCCAAAGUCAACCAUGAAGUGCACUGGUUAUUAUUUAAAAAUGCUUUUUAAACAUAUUUUUUAUUGCUUGAAUACUUGUGCAACAGAUGCAGCCAAAUGCACAAGAAAGCCUAAAUUUUUACAGUUAAUUAUGCAGUAUUUUUAAUUGAAGCAAUAAUGAGCUCAUGUUGAACCAAAUGUGAGGUUCAAAGAAAACUGUAAUUUAUAAUUUGUUAAAUAUUUUUCAAAGCAGUAGCUGUUAAUAGUACAUAAGUAAAUAUUGUACCAUGACACUAUAUUUCUCUUUUAAAGAGAGAGUGAAGCAAUACUGAGGUGCACUUUUUAUAUAAGUGUUCUUUUGUCUGUGUUGUCAAAGAGAUGAACGUGUUAAUCUGUCUCCUCUUUCCGUCUCAAGCCUUUAUGUAAAGAAGAAACAGACCUAUCAGUGGUGAAAUCAUGUCAGCAGAACAGUCAAAUAAUCCGGUGACCUCUCCCAGGUGUUAGCUUUCAUGUACUGUUGCCUGAAGUUACAUCAAGUGAAUGUCAAGUGGCAGUGCAGGUUAUUUAAAUACAUCUGAUUCAGAUCCUGUUAACUGAUGCAAUAUGUAAAGUUUAAUGUGUAAAGCUGUGCCAUUAUGAAUGUGUUAGAUACAUGUGAAGGACUUUGUCUUUAUAAUGAAGCAGAAGCACUAAAGUUGAGAGCAGGGUAAAGUUUUGUGUUACAGGUUUAAAUAAAAUACACGGAUCAUGUCUGGUUUGA
This is a messenger RNA of Epinephelus fuscoguttatus (brown-marbled grouper), 6080 nucleotides long. It is a transcript of the gene nin, whose product is annotated as ninein (GSK3B interacting protein). Gene Ontology annotation, cellular component: mitotic spindle pole; pericentriolar material; centriole. Gene Ontology annotation, molecular function: calcium ion binding. Bases 699 to 5288 code for a protein of 1529 amino acids. The record is from RefSeq and is a predicted model, not a curated record. The transcript has 28 exons. Lineage: Eukaryota; Metazoa; Chordata; Actinopteri; Perciformes; Serranidae. Gene Ontology annotation, biological process: microtubule anchoring at centrosome; centrosome localization; centrosome-templated microtubule nucleation.